CAUGGAAGACGGAUCGUGCUGAACAUGAGACCACUAAUGUUCUGUGUUUUUGCAGUUAUAAUGCUCACAGUGGCUCAAGGUGAGGAGAAAGAGCAAUCAGAGCUGCUCAUGGACAUAGAGGGAUCACUGGAAGAGAAGGAGUUGCUCGAGUGUUUCCGCUGUGACCUGGGCUUCUGGGACGCCUGCUACACCACCCAAACCAACUGCAGCCUUGGCGAGCGGUGCUUCACAGGCCGAGGGAAAGCCGCUGAUGUUCUGGAUGUGAAGACGUUGGGUUGUGCAAAGGCAGAGGAGUGUGGUGUAGAGACAACAGUGGCACUCUUCCCUAACAACACCAUCUUCGUCAUGACCAAACACUGCUGUGACACACCGUUCUUGUAG
Solea solea (common sole) is the source of this 381-nucleotide messenger RNA. RefSeq names its product sperm acrosome membrane-associated protein 4-like. Bases 25 to 381 code for a protein of 118 amino acids. NCBI's taxonomy places the organism in Eukaryota, Metazoa, Chordata, Actinopteri, Pleuronectiformes, Soleidae. The record is from RefSeq and is a predicted model, not a curated record. The transcript is spliced from 4 exons.